Molecule: messenger RNA, 1029 nt
Organism: Melampsora larici-populina 98AG31
Lineage: Eukaryota; Fungi; Basidiomycota; Pucciniomycetes; Pucciniales; Melampsoraceae
Exons: 7
Coding region: 1-1029 (342 amino acids)
Source: RefSeq, a predicted model, not a curated record
AUGCGCCUUCUACCACAGGAUCUUACACAUGGAGCCCAAGAACGGACUACGCACGGAGGUCUAGCCGAACUCGGACGAACUUCCCCAUCGCGAACCCAGCUGCGUGAGUCAACCCUUGGAGCCUUUCCAAUCACUGGCAAGUUGCCCGUCAUUGCCGAAGAAGACGAAGACGAAGGCGAAGAGCAACCCAAAGUCAUCAAUAUCGAUACUGAAGAAUCUGAUCACGACCUUGAAGUUACACCUGAUGAAGAAGAUGAGUACGAGACUGACCAUGAUUCACAACAUGAGGUCAUACUCUCGGCUCCAGAUAAGGCUAACUUCAUAUCGCGCAGAGUGGCUCGAUCAGCGGCUUGGAGGCGACAUUUUGCAAGGAAGGCGAAGGCUCUCAAUCUCAAACUGUUGCCUUUGAUUCCGGGCUACAACGCCACACGAUGGAACACGGAAUUUGACUCCCUCAACAGGUUGGUGCAGGCACAGAAGGUGGUCAACAAACUUCUUGCUGAGGACUUGGAACAUGUGCGUAGUAGGAAGAGACGCAACAGGAGUUCCCAAAAACCUCGUGGAUACUUCCACGAGAUUUACUUCUCACCGGACGACUGGAAUUCCCUCGAGGAAUUGACUAAUGAGCUUGCUCAACGUAAAGAACUCGUGUCAGCUGCUAAGCCCAAGAAUAAUCCAGCCCCGGCCAAGGAAAACUCGGACUCUCAUUCGGUCAAUAGCGUGUUUCAGCUAUUCACAGCUCAAGAGCCCGAGGUUGAGGUAGAUGAAGUCGCAGCCUACCUGAAGGGUACACCCCUAAUAUACAUGAUGCAAUCAAAUGCUAUGCCGACCCACCUGACCCACCUGUCCCCCCGGUUGCGCAACGGUAACGCAACGGGCAGCGCGGUUGCUGACUGCGCUGCCCAUUAUGGCUUGAAAUCUGAUGGGUUGCGCUGCUCCGCAACCCCCCGUUGCUGUUACGCAGCGCAGCGGCCCGGCGUUGGUGAGGGUGAUUCAUUCUAUAUAAAACAGACUCAUGUUUACUUAUAA